CUGCGCCACGCCCGGGAGUCUGGAAGUCUGGAACUCGGGGUGGGAUUGGCGGCGCAUGCUCCUUCGUGGUCACUGCUUGGAUUGCGACAUAUACUGUUUAGAAGUGCUAGUUAGGUGCCCGCGAGGUGCUCGUAGGAAUGCUCUGCCGUGCGGUUGAUGAGGUCAAGUCAAAUAUGACAACCAAUGGCAUGAAAAGGGUCUCAGUUCAAAGGGCACGCGGAAGUGGUGACCCGUCGGAGAUUUGUCCAGGUUCUAGAGGGGGCUGGUCUUAAGAAUAUUGCCAACUAGGAGUAAACAACCCUAAGUACUUACCAAUAGCAUUGGAGGGGUCCAGUUAAUACUUUUGCAAAUUGUAGGCCAGCAGAGUGAGGCAUGUAGUAUUACCUUACGAUAUUAAUUUUCAAACGAGUACUGCCAAAAGGUACAACCAUAUAAGGACAUGAUGCUUUUUGUUUUGUUUUGAGAAACAACAUAACAGUUCGAACAGCCCAGAUAACAACAGAAUUGCUGAACACAUGAACACAGGAUUGGAGAUAAAAUGUAACACCAGUUCACACUUGUUGCAUAAUCUCGAACUGCUCCCAAUUAGAGUUUGGACUUUGGAGUGGGACAAAAUUUUGAAUUUUGGAUGCCAGGGGAUAGGCAUUGGGAGGGGGAUGAAAAUAAUGCCAAUGUAUUAGAAUAAGUAAAAUCAUUUGCUCCUUGUUAUUGGUGUGCUGGCAUUGUGUACUUGGUAAGUCGGAGGAAGCUAGAAUAAUCUUGAGAACUCAAGGGUCUUGAGUUUGAAUCCCCUUUCCCUUAUUUAUCUUUUUCUUAUUCUUUUCACAACAGUUCCCACAUGUGACUAAGAGGGGAGGGAGGGGGUAGUAAACUCACCACCAACUCUGAAAUUUUAGAAGCAAGAAAGAUGAUUUCCAUGGAUAUCUGCUAGAACUACUACUACUUUAGGUUGGACCUGGACUUCAGCAAGCAUAUCUGGUAGAACUACCAUUAUAAGAGGAUAAUACUACUCAACUCUCAGUCCUCAUAUCAGAAUUCAGAUGACACAAAUCAAUGUGGGCUGCCAAUAUCCCAGUAUCGCUACAAGGAGAAAUGCUAUAAGCUGGAUUCUUUUGGAAAUAUCUGUGGAUUUUGAGGUUGAUGUGAACCAUCUUGAUUCCAAUAUAGGACUUGCAUCUGGAUUGGAAACUAUUUGUGGGCAGGCCUAUGGAGCAGAGCAGUAUCAUAAGCUAUCCUUGUAUACCUACAGGUCCAUAAUUGUACUUCUUAUUGUGAGUGUGCCCAUUGCCAUUUUAUGGGUCUUCAUUCCAACAGUACUUCCUCUCAUAGGUCAGGAACCACAAAUAGCAAAUGAGGCCGGGAAAUAUGCAUUAUGGCUUAUCCCUGGUUUGUUUGCCUUCAGUGUUGCUCAAUGCUUUUCAAAGUUUCUGCAGUGUCAAAGCCUGAUCUUUCCUAUGGUUCUUAGCUCCAUGACUACACUCGUUGUAUUUAUUCCUUUGUGCUGGUUCAUGGUUUAUAAAGUUGGAAUGGGUAAUGCUGGAGCUGCUUUAUCCGUCAGUAUCUGCGAUUGGGUUGAAGUGACUGUUCUUGGUCUUUACAUUAAGUUCUCACCUUCUUGUGAGAAAACACGUGCUCCACUUUCGUGGGAAGCUUUUAAAGGGAUUGGCAGUUUCAUGCGGUUGGCCAUACCAUCGGCCCUUAUGAUUUGCCUUGAGUGGUGGUCUUACGAGCUGCUCGUUCUGCUUUCUGGGAUCUUGCCAAAUCCAGCACUUGAAACUUCAGUGCUUUCUAUAUGCAUAUCUACAGUAGUACUAUUGUACAAUCUCCCAUACGGUAUUGGAACAGCUGCAAGUGUGCGCGUUUCAAAUGAACUAGGUGCUGGCAACCCAGAAGGUGCCCGCAUGGUAGUCAGUGUUGCUUUAUCCAUAAUAAUUUGUUCAGCAGUGUUGGUGAGUACAACUCUUCUAGCAUUGCGCCACUUCAUCGGAAUUGCUUUCAGCAACGAGGAGGAGGUUAUAAAUUAUGUCACCAGAAUGGUACCCGUUCUUUCCGUUUCAGUUAUCACGGACAGCUUCCAGGGAGUCCUUUCAGGUGUUUCUAGGGGCUGUGGAUGGCAGCAUUUAGGCGCCUAUGUAAACCUCGGUGCAUUCUAUCUUAUUGGCAUUCCUACUGCUCUUUUUUUCGGUUUUACUAUGAAUCUAAGGGGAAUGGGGUUUUGGAUUGGCAUGAUAGCUGGUGGGGCCACACAGGUCACUCUCCUCUCUGUCAUUACUGCUAAGACAAACUGGAGCAAGAUGGCUGACAAGGCAAAGGAGAGAGUAUUUGAGGAAAGACUUCCGACACAAGCAGCACUCUAAUUGCGUUCACAAAAUAAUGCCUAGUUGCGUCCUCAAAAUUUUCAUGCACUGUACGUUUUUUCUUUUUUUUGAGAGAGAAGGGGGUAUUCAAAGUCUUCCUUUGGCCUUGAAUUGCCGCAAAUUUUGGAGUGGCUAUAUAUUCUGAUACUAUAACUAGUGUUGAUUAUUUCUGUUUUUGCUUUAGAAAAACAAGCUAGACAUAUCCUGCUUUCAUAGUGAAUAAAAGAGAGUAAACUGUCAA
This is a messenger RNA of Brachypodium distachyon (stiff brome), 2598 nucleotides long. Its product is annotated as protein DETOXIFICATION 12. Lineage: Eukaryota; Viridiplantae; Streptophyta; Magnoliopsida; Poales; Poaceae. Gene Ontology annotation, cellular component: membrane. Gene Ontology annotation, biological process: xenobiotic detoxification by transmembrane export across the plasma membrane. The record is from RefSeq and is a predicted model, not a curated record. Bases 1041 to 2357 code for a protein of 438 amino acids. Gene Ontology annotation, molecular function: xenobiotic transmembrane transporter activity; antiporter activity. The transcript is spliced from 7 exons.